AUCCAUCCUAUCCUAUCCGGCGGUGUCUGGUUGCUUGCUGUUAGCGGUAGCUGCUGCUGCCGCCGCUGCUUCUUCCCGAAUCCGAUCGAGUUUCUUCUUCUUCUUCGUCAAUUGUUCUCAUGCAAUGCCAAUUGCUAGUUGAUAGAGUGAGAAGAAGUUUCCUGAAUUGAGGUUGAGGUGAGAUCCGCCAUAUUUUGUCGGCGGGUGAGGCGUGUGCUUUGAACGGAGCGGAGCGGAGCUGAGGUGGCCGGGCAAUCGGAUGUAUUCACCUCAACUCCCACUGGCCGUGGCUCGGGGGGCAUCAUCAUCUUAUUCUUCUGGUUCACCUACUGAAGAGAUGGAGCAGCCCGGAAGCUUAUUAGAAGCUUCACUCGUCCAGCUGAUGCACCAUCACCACCGCAUCUCCCUCCACCUCCGGGAUCGUACGGAGAAGGCGAAGAGAGAUGCCACCCGGAGCGCCGCGGUCGUAUCGGACCUGCUGGUGGAUGCCGUCAACGGAGGGGUGCAGGAGGCAUUCGUCAACGAGAAGAGGAUCGAGCUCGAGAUUCGAUCAUUGGCUGUCACUGUUAACCGGUUCAUGAAGCAGACGGAUCAGUGGCUUGCUGCUUCUCAUGCCAUGAACUCCGCCAUUAAGGAAAUCGGAGACUUUGAGAACUGGAUGAAGGUGAUGGAGUACGAUUGCAAGAGCAUUAAUGCAGCCAUCCGCAAUAUCCAUCAAGGCUGAGGACGACAAUGGACGAUGCGACGACCACCACCCUGCAAACUCCAGCAAGCACAAGCAAGGUGCCACUGCUAGCUGCCCCGCUCUGUCAGUGUCUAUACGUAGCAACUUCGUUGCCAUUUUGCUUGUUCGUUAUUUAUGCCUACCUUGCCUUGCGAUAAUAUAUCAAUUGUAUCCAGAAACAUCGAAUGGUAAUGUUUGCAGUGGAAUGGGGUUCUUUCCAUUUGAAAA
Punica granatum (pomegranate) is the source of this 952-nucleotide messenger RNA. NCBI's taxonomy places the organism in Eukaryota, Viridiplantae, Streptophyta, Magnoliopsida, Myrtales, Lythraceae. The record is from RefSeq and is a predicted model, not a curated record.